AUGGCCUCAAAGCCUGGACCUCUCAGUCGCUGGCCAUGGCAAGAUCUUGGAAACUACAAGUACGCGCUGGUGGCUCCAUGGGCGGUUCGCAGCACGUACAGGUUCGUGACGAGCGGGAGCGGGGAGCGUGACCUGCUCGCCUUCGCCGUGCUGCCGGUGCUCCUCCUCCGCCUCCUCUACAGCCAGCUCUGGAUCACCGUGUCCCGCCACCAGACGGCCCGGAGCAGGCACCGAAUCGUCGACAAGAGCCUCGACUUCGACCAGGUCGACAGGGAGAGGAACUGGGACGACCAGAUCCUGCUGACGGCGCUGCUCUUCUACGUGGUGAACGCGGCGGUGCCGGCGGCGCAGUCUGUGCCGUGGUGGAACUCCAAGGGGCUGGUAAUGGCUGCCCUCCUCCACGCCGGCCCCGUGGAGUUCUUGUACUACUGGCUCCACCGCGCCCUGCACCACCACUUCCUCUACGCCCGGUACCACUCGCACCACCACGCCUCCAUCGUCACCGAGCCCAUCACAUCGGUGAUCCAUCCGUUCGCGGAGGAGGUGGUGUACUUCACCCUGUUCGCCAUCCCGCUGCUCACCAUGGUGGGCACCGGCACCGCCUCCGUGGCCGUGACUAACGGCUACCUCAUCUACAUCGACUUCAUGAACUACCUCGGCCACUGCAACUUCGAGCUCGUGCCUAAGCUCCUCUUCGACGUCUUCCCCCCGCUCCGGUACCUCGUGUACACGCCGUCGUUCCACUCGCUGCACCACACGCAGUUCCGCACCAACUACUCGCUCUUCAUGCCGCUCUACGACCACCUCUACGGCACCGCCGACAAGUCCAGCGACGAGCUCUACGAGCGCGCGCUGCAAUGCCGGGAGGAGGCGCCCGACGUCGUCCACCUCACGCACCUCACCACGCCGGCGUCCCUCGUCCGCCUCCGCCUCGGCUUCGCGUCCCUCGCCGCCGCGCCGGCGCCGCUCGCGUCCCGCUACUGCACCAGCCUCCUGGCGGCACCGGCGCGCCCGCUGGCCGCGCUCGUCGCCGCGCUCGUCGGCCGGACCACCGCCUUCAGGUCUGAGGCCAACAGGCUCCACAAGCUCAACCUCGAGACGUGGGUCGUUCCAACAUACACCUCUCAGUAUCAGUCCAAGCAAGGUCUGUACGCAGUGGGGCGUCUGGUGGAGAAGGCGGUGGCAGACGCGGAGGCAAGUGGCGCCAGAGUCCUCACGCUGGGUCUACUGAACCAGGCAAACGAGCUGAACAAGAACGGCGAGCUCUACGUCAUCAGGAAACCUGACCUGAGGACCAAGAUCGUCGAUGGGACCAGCCUGGUCGCCGCCGCCGUGCUCCACAUGAUCCCUCGGGGCACCACCGACGUGCUCCUCCUGGGAGACGCCGGCGGCAAGAUGGCGGCCGUUCUGGCUUCGGCGCUCUGCCAACGAGAGAUCCAGGUUCAGAUGGUCGACAAGGACCUGUACGAGUCUCUGAAGCAGGAGCUGCGCCCAGAGACGCACGAGCAUCUUGUUCUCCUUUCUGGCUGGAGUCACUGCAGCAGCAAGGUGUGGCUCGUCGGCGACAAGCUGACGGGCGAGGAGCAGAGGAGAGCCCAGGCCGGCGUUCACUUCGUGCCAUACUCGCAGUUCCCUCCCGACGCCGUCCGCGGCGACUGCGUCUACCACAGCACCCCGGCGCUGCUGGUUCCGGACGCCUUCGAGAACCUCCAUGCCUGCGAGAACUGGCUGCCGCGGAGGGUGAUGAGCGCGUGGCGCGCGGCGGGCAUCGUGCACGCGCUCCAGGGCUGGGACGACCACGAGUGCGGCGCCAGGGUCACCGGCGUCGACAAAGCAUGGCGCGCCGCGCUCGCACACGGCUUCCGCCCCUACGACCGCCAUGACGCCAAGUGA
Miscanthus lutarioriparius is the source of this 1893-nucleotide messenger RNA. The record is from the annotation of a GenBank genome assembly. Lineage: Eukaryota; Viridiplantae; Streptophyta; Magnoliopsida; Poales; Poaceae.